Molecule: messenger RNA, 378 nt
Organism: Lycium ferocissimum
Lineage: Eukaryota; Viridiplantae; Streptophyta; Magnoliopsida; Solanales; Solanaceae
Product: small ribosomal subunit protein uS12m
Exons: 1
Coding region: 1-378 (125 amino acids)
Biological process (GO): translation
Cellular component (GO): small ribosomal subunit; ribosome
Molecular function (GO): structural constituent of ribosome
Source: RefSeq, a predicted model, not a curated record
AUGCCUACGUUGAAUCAAUUGAUUCGUCAUGGUAGAGAAGAAAAACGGCGCACGGACCGUACUCGAGCUUUGGAUAAAUGUCCCCAGAAGCUAGGAGCAUGCCCGCGUGUUUCAACGAGAACACCGAAAAAACCGAAUUCCGCUCCACGUAAGAUAGCCAAAGUACGGUUGAGCAAUCGACAUGAUAUAUUUGCUCACAUUCCGGGCGAAGGUCAUAAUUCGCAGGAACAUUCGCAGGUGUUAAUAAGAGGAGGUAGAGUGAAAGAUUCGCCAGGUGUAAAAUCCCAUUGUAUUCGAGGAGUAAAGGAUUUGAUGGGAAUUCCGGGUCGAAGAAGCGGCAGAUCCAAAUAUGGUGCAGAAAAACCCAAAUCGAUAUGA